AUGCCACUGAACCACUUGCAUAAUGAUGCCGAGGAUUUUCUGUGGCAGGAGUCAUCACAGCUGAAGGAAUAUAACUCGCACUUGGAGCAUCAGUUCAUGACGCAGAGCCGCAUAGUGGAGGCAAUGAAAAGAAAGCUCGCUGAACAGAAAGUUUUCGCUGAUCUUAUUCACAAGCUGGCUGAAAUAAAUGAGGCGGAGGUGAUUCAAGAACAUUUGGAAAACUACAUCGACUCGGCGGAGAGCGAGACUAAAAUAUUGGCAGAGAACUUCUCACGGAUUAUUCAAAAUGCUUCUCAACUGUGUACAGUUUCUCCCGAACUCUUCAAACUAUGGUGA
This is a messenger RNA of Cooperia oncophora, 336 nucleotides long. Lineage: Eukaryota; Metazoa; Nematoda; Chromadorea; Rhabditida; Trichostrongylidae. The record is from the annotation of a GenBank genome assembly.